Oppia nitens is the source of this 441-nucleotide messenger RNA. Its product is annotated as kelch repeat and BTB domain-containing protein 12-like. The record is from RefSeq and is a predicted model, not a curated record. The transcript is spliced from 2 exons. Gene Ontology annotation, molecular function: protein binding. Lineage: Eukaryota; Metazoa; Arthropoda; Arachnida; Sarcoptiformes; Oppiidae. Bases 1 to 441 code for a protein of 146 amino acids. Gene Ontology annotation, biological process: adult locomotory behavior; modulation of chemical synaptic transmission; circadian behavior.
AUGACAAAAUAUUUGGAUCCAUUGACAAUGAUUACCAACAAUUGUGAUCUGUAUUUGUCUGACCAGUCAUGCGAUGUGAUACUAGUGCUCGGAUCGGUCCGCAUACCGGCGCACAAGAGGAUACUGACCGCUGAGAGCGACUAUUUUCAGGCAAUGUUUACCAAUCAGAUGUUGGAGUGUUCGCUACAAGAGGUGACACUCUGUGAGAAACUUCAUCAGCCCUUCCUGUUUACAUUGAAGACGGCUUAUGGUCUGAAAAUAUCGCACCGGGAUCUAAAAACACUGUCUUUCAGUCAACUGUUCGAUGCCAUAAUAGUAGCCAACAAAUAUCAUUUCAAACGAUGCGAAGUUUAUAUCACUGACCUGUUUAUGGAUAAACUACAGCACAGUUACACCGACUACCUGUCCAUAUGUGAUGUCAAUAGCACAGAGCCGUUGUAG